Thlaspi arvense is the source of this 1233-nucleotide messenger RNA. The record is from the annotation of a GenBank genome assembly. Lineage: Eukaryota; Viridiplantae; Streptophyta; Magnoliopsida; Brassicales; Brassicaceae.
AUGGGUAUUCUCAACGACGACGCCGUUUUAAUCGAGCCGGGGAAAAACUGCGGCGAUCCCAGCAUCGUCACCGUCAAUUGCCCUGAUGAAUCCGGUCUCGGUUCUACUCUCUGCAGAAUCAUCCUCGAAUUCGGUUUAUCCUUAACCAGAGCAGAUUUUUCAACAGAUGGACGAUGGUGUUACAUAGUGUUUUGGGUCACUCCAGAUAACAGCUCUCCUAAAAUCGAUUGGGACAGCUUGAAGAACCGACUCUUGUCUGCCUGCCCAUCUUGCUUGGGUUCCUUCUACUCGUCUCUUCAAUCCAAUGUCUCUAAGCCUCCUCCGCUUUAUCUCCUCAAGUUCUUCUGCCGCGACAGGAAAGGAUUGCUUCAUGAUGUCACCAAAGUCCUUACAGAGCUAGAGUUUACGAUCCAAAGGGUCAAAGUCAUGACAACACCAGACGGAAGAGUUUUGGACAUGUUCUUCAUCACUGACGCAAUGGAUCUGCUGCACACGAAACAGAGACAAACCAAAACUUGUGACCAUCUAACGGCUGUGCUCGGUGAACAUGGCGUGAGCUGUGAGCUUGAGCUAGCUGGGCCUGAGUUAGAGAGCGUGCAACGGUUCUCUUCGCUUUCUCCUGUAACUGCUGACGAGCUGUUUGGCUCAGAUGGGUCUGGUGUUAGCUCUAGCCCCAACAAAGUGGCUCUAACCGUUGAUAAUCAGUUGAGUCCUGCGCAUACGGUGCUUCAGAUUCAUUGUGUUGAUCAAAAGGGUCUGUUCUAUGACAUUCUCAGGACUUCCAAAGACUGCGACGUCCAUAUUGCAUACGGUAGAUUCUCAUCAAAGGUUAAAGGAUAUAGGAAUUUGGAUUUGUUUGUUCGAGGCACAGACGGAAAGAAGAUAGCGGACCCGAAACAUCAAGCCAACUUCUGUUCUCGUCUCAAAGAGGAAAUGGUGUGUCCGUUGCGAGUGAUAAUCGUGAACAGAGGACCAGAUUCGGAGCUUUUAGUAGCCAACCCUGUGGAGCUAUCUGGAAAAGGAAGACCACGAGUGUUCUACGAUGUCACACUAGCCUUGAAAUCACUCGGAGUCUGCAUCUUCUCCGCUGAAAUUGGGAGGCAUUCGACAUUAGAUCGACAAUGGGAAGUUUAUAGGUUUCUUUUGGAAGAGAGCCGUGAGUUUCCAUUGGCUAGCCUCCGAGCGAGGAAUCAGAUAGUGGAAAGAGUCACAAAAACACUUAUGGGUUGGUGA